Molecule: messenger RNA, 3702 nt
Organism: Rangifer tarandus platyrhynchus (Svalbard reindeer)
Lineage: Eukaryota; Metazoa; Chordata; Mammalia; Artiodactyla; Cervidae
Source: the annotation of a GenBank genome assembly
AUGAGGUCAAAAGGCUUGGCUUUGAUUAUCAUAUUAAUCAUCUCAGGAGAACUCCAUGCAGAAGAGAAGCCCUGUGGUUUUCCUAGUGUGGAGAAUGGAAGGAUUGCCCAAUAUUACUAUACGUUUGAAAGUUAUUACUUUCCAAUGAGCAUAAACCAAAAUCUGUCAUUUUCCUGCUUGGUCGGUUACACGACGGCAACUGGAAAGCGCGAGGCGCGGACCACGUGUACGGCGGCAGGCUGGUCUCCGGAGCCACAGUGCUUCAAAAAGUGCCCUAAGCCUGACCUGAAGAAUGGCUACAUCUUUGAUACAAAAUUAUCCUACAAAAUACAAGAGAACAUGCGCUAUCAUUGUGCAUCAGGAUACAAAACCAUCGCAGGGCAGGAUGAAGAAGUGGUUCAAUGCCUUGCUGAUGGGUGGUCUUCCCAGCCAACCUGUAGGAAGGAACAUGAAGCAUGUUUGGCCCCUGAAUUGCAUCAUGGAAAUUAUUUCACAGCACAGAAAACAUUCAAAGUGAAGGAAAAAGUUCGAUACGAGUGUGCCUCUGGGUACCACACAGCUUCUGGGAAGAGGACGGAGGAGGUGGAGUGUCGCCCGUAUGGAUGGGCUCUCACCCCACAAUGUACCAAAUUAAAAUGCUCUUCUUUGAGAGUAAUAGAAAAUGGUUAUUUUCAUCCUGUAAAGCAAACCUAUGAAGAAGGAGAUGUAGUUCAGUUUUUCUGUCAUAAAAAUUAUUAUCUAAGUGGCUCUGACUUAAUUCAGUGCUAUAACUUUGGUUGGUACCCAGAAUCUCCUGUCUGUGAAGGAAGAAGAAAUCGGUGUCCUCCUCCCCCUCUGCCUCUGAACUCCAAACUUCAAACGUACUCAGCCUCCUACCGUCACGGAGAAACAGUUCGUAUAGAAUGUGGACUUAACUUCGCCAUGCAGGGAGCAGAAGAGAUACGCUGUGAAAACGGGAAAUGGACGGAGCCUCCCAAAUGUGCUGAGGACAAGCAGAGGGCGACCUGUGAGGCCCCACCCUCGGUGGGGAACGGCUCAGCAAACCCAUCCUCCGAGGUUUAUCACAGCGGGGAUAAGGUGACAUACGUGUGUGAGAGGGGGUACCACCUCCGUGGACCAGGAGAAAUAACGUGCAACCGUGGGAAAUGGACCCUUCCCCCUGAGUGUGUUGAAAAUACUGAGAAUUGUAAUCCUCCACCUAAUGUAAUAAAUGGGGCUAUUAUUGGUGAAUUAUUGGCAAGCUACCCAACAGGAUCCUCUGUGGAAUAUAGAUGCAAUGAAUAUUACUUAUUGAGAGGAGCAAAAAUAUCACAUUGUGAACAAGGAAGAUGGUCAUCACCACCUGUUUGCUUAGAGCCGUGUACUGUUAACAUGGGUGACAUGCACAGAAAUAACGUGCAGAUGAAGUGGAGUUAUGAGGGAAAGAUCUUACAUGGAGAUUUAAUCGAUUUUGUAUGUAAGCAGGGAUAUGAGCUGUCUCCAUCAACCCCACCCUCUGAAUUAUCUGUGCAGUGUAAUAGAGGAGAAGUGAAAUAUCCUUCAUGUAUUAGAAAAGAAUCUAAAAGAAUGUGUGCCUCUCCCCCAGCUAUUAAAAAUGGAGUUAUUAAGAGUUCAACACUCAACACUUAUGAAAACGGUUCUUCAGUAGAAUACAUAUGUUUUGAGCAUCAUUUCCUUCAAGGGGCUAAGGAGUCCUAUUGUUUAGAGGGCGUGUGGACUACACCACCAUCGUGUUUGGAGCCUUGCACUUUAUCUUUUGAUACAAUGGAAAAUAAUAAUUUACUCCUGAAAUGGAAUUUUGACAAUAGACCAUAUAUUUUCCAUGGCGAGUAUGUUGAGUUUCUUUGUAAGAGAGAUACUUACAUAGCUGGGUUUCCGGGUCCUGUAUCUGAAUUCCGAGUACAGUGUGACAGAGGACAAUUUAAUUACCCAAGAUGUGUUCAAAGAGAAAGGAUGUUGUCUCAUCAAGAACCCCUCUCUCAGGAGGCAGGCAUGUUGCUUUUAAUUCAUGUCCUUCUAAUCUUAUGGAUUUCUACUGUGGGGGGACAAGUGAGACAUUGUGAUUUUCCAAACAUAAACCAUGGAAUUCUAUACAAUGAAAAGAAAUACAAGGCAUCUUUCCCAGUUUCUCCUGGGAAAAUUUUCUAUUAUUCCUGUGAAUAUAAUUUUAUGUCUCCUUCAAAAUUCUUUUGGACUCCCAUAACAUGCACAGAGGGAGGAUGGUCACCGACACCAAAAUGUCUCAGAGUGUGCUUCUUUCCUUUUGUGGAAAACGGUCAUUCUGCAUCUUCAGGACAAACACACCUAGAAGGCGACACUGUUCGAAUUACCUGCAAUAAGGGCUACAGCCUCCCGGAUAACCAGGGCAGCAUUACCUGUGCUGAAGCGGGCUGGUCCUCCCCUCCUGAAUGCAUCUCCACCAAAAUAGAAUGUCAUCUUCCAUUUUUAGAAGCAAACGUAGAUGCUCAUCCAAAGCAAGAAAAAUACAAAGUUGGAGAUGUGCUGAAAUUUUCCUGCAGACAAAGACUUAAAAGAGUUGGACCGGAUUCGGUUCAAUGCUAUCAAUUCGGAUGGUCACCUAAUUUUCCAACAUGCAAAGGGCAAGUGAGAUCAUGUGGUCAGCCUCCUCAACUGCCCAAUGGAAAAAUGAAACACAAAAAACAAGAAAAAUAUGAACACAAUGAAAUGGUGGAGUAUGAUUGCAACCCUAAUUUUGUAAUGAAGGGGCCUAAGAAAAUACAAUGUAUGGAUGGAGAAUGGACAACUUUGCCCACGUGUGUUGAACCGGGGAAAGCAUGUAGAUUUAUACCUCAGCUUGAGAAUGGCUAUAGCCAGCCCUCUGUCCCUCCCUAUCGACAUGGAGUUUCAGUGGUAUUAAGUUGCAGAAGUUCAUAUACAAUGAUUGGAAAUGCUACAAUUGCAUGUAUUGAUGGAAUAUGGACCGAGCUUCCUAAGUGUGUUGCAACAAACCAACUUAAGAGGUGUGAAAAACCAAGGUUCUAUGUAAGAGGACAGUUAAGUUCGUAUAUGUAUGAAUUUAAUCACAAUGCCAGAGUAAGUUACAAAUGUGCUGGGAAGAGUACAUACAUACAAACAGUCUGCAUCAACGGGAAGUGGGACCCUGAACUGGACUGCUUAGGAAAAAAGAAACAAUUGUGCCCACCUCCACCUCAGAUCCCUAAUGCUCAGAACAUGCGAACCACAGUGAAUUAUCAGGAAGGGGAAAAGGUCACUGUUCUCUGUAAAGAAAAUUAUGAAUUUCUGGAAGCAAAAGAACUUGUGUGCAAAAGUGGACAAUGGCAGUCAGUACCACAAUGUGUGGAGUUUGCACAAUAUUGUGGGCCCCCUCCACCUAUUGACAAUGGAGAUAUCACCUCCUCCCCCUUAUCAGCAUACUCUCCAGGGUCGGUGGUCCAGUACCGCUGCCAAUCUUUCUAUGAGCUCCGGGGAAACCUGACCGUGACGUGCAGAAAUGGACAGUGGUCAGAACCACCCACAUGCGUUGAUGCAUGUAUCAUAUCUGAAGAUAGAAUGAGCAAAAAUAACAUACAGUUAAAAUGGAGAACCCACCCAAUAAGAUAUGCUAAAACAGGGGACUUCAUUGAAUUUGAGUGUAAACGUUCACAUAAAGAGAAAACACCCGUACAAUCAUUUCGAGUCCUCUGUCAGGAAGGGAAAUUUGAAUAUCCCACUUGUGAAUGA